This is a messenger RNA of Heteronotia binoei (common prickly gecko), 1024 nucleotides long. RefSeq names its product grancalcin (gene GCA). The coding region runs from base 180 to 836 and encodes 218 amino acids. Gene Ontology annotation, molecular function: calcium ion binding. NCBI's taxonomy places the organism in Eukaryota, Metazoa, Chordata, Lepidosauria, Squamata, Gekkonidae. The record is from RefSeq and is a predicted model, not a curated record. The transcript has 8 exons.
GAGAAAAGGGACUUCCGUUUUUCUUGUCGUGCGUCGAGCCCGGAAGAAGACCGCCUUUUCCAAGAUCCCGGUGGGCAGUGGUGCCUGUGGUGGAUUUUGAGCCAAACCCCCGCUUCGGAUCCGGGCAACGGUUUCCCCCCCUCCCCCGCCUCUUAACGGUCUUCUCUCCUCGCGGCGGGAUGACGUACCCAGGGUUCGGAGCGUAUGGCGCUUACCGUGGCCAGAUACCGAUGCAAAUGGCCAUGGGCCAGGCAGUCCCAGGAGGAGUACCGAGUGUGGCCCAUGCUGGAUCUUCUGGAUAUUCAGUUUAUUCUGGUGCCUAUGCUGCUGCUGCUGAUCCCAUGUGGACAUUUUUCAGUGCUAUUUCUGGACAGGAUGGUGAAGUGGAUGCUGAAGAGCUACAGAGAUGUCUAACACAGUCUGGCAUCACUGGAACUUACACUCCAUUCAGCUUGGAGACCUGCAGAAUUAUGAUAUCAAUGUUGGAUAGAGAUAAUACUGGGAAAAUGGGCUUCAAUGAAUUUAAAGAACUCUGGGCAGCUCUAAGUGCUUGGAAGCAAAACUUCAUGAUGAUUGAUCAGGACCGAAGUGGAACUGUAGAACUUCACGAAUUGACUCAAGUCAUCAUAGCUAUGGGUUAUAGGCUAAGUCCACAGACAUUAAUUGCUAUUGUCAAGCGUUACAGCAAGAAUGGCAGAAUUUUUUUUGAUGACUACGUGGCUUGUUGUGUGAAGCUUCGGGCUUUGACUGAUUUCUUCAGAAGACGAGACAGCAUGCAACAGGGCAUUGUGAAUCUUGUAUAUGAUGAUUUCCUGCAGUGCACUAUGGCUAUCUGAGUGCCAACUGUGGAAGAGAGUGCCAGAAUAUGACCCAACUGUUUUGAGAAAACUAAUGGAUGCUGUGAAAAACGAGGCUGCCACUGACUUUUCCACAUUUCUGCCCGCUAACGCGUAUCUUCUGUAUAAAAUACCUUUGAUUUUUAGUGUGUAGUUCAACAAUAAACAAGUGUUCAUAUUUUACAGUA